UAAUGGCACACUAUACCAUUUCUGGUUUUCUCGUAAUCUCCGUUCUUUUCGGUCUGAGCCAAGCUUUUGCCCCUUGUAAUUCGGAUGGAAACGCUUGUUGUGUCAAAGUAAACAAUUGUCAAAACAAUUACCCUACAAAUUAUGAUUCCAGCUGCGCACAAGAUGAAAUUUGUUGUAAACAUGAAGAUAUUGAUCUGGCUUGUGACAUAAAUGGUUACAAAAAAUGUGUAGAACCGGAUUUGUGCAAAGUUCCGUUCACUUUCCACUCCAACACUUCACCUUCACCUUGCCCUCCACGUUUGGUUUGCUGCCCAGUCCAAAAAAAAGAGACUCUGACCAUUAAAGAUCGGGUAUAAUUAUUUUUUUGAAGAACAUUCAAUAAAAAUUGAACCUAAAAACAUAUAGAUUCUUUUAUAACUGUAAUUCUC
Messenger RNA from Drosophila suzukii, 428 nucleotides. Lineage: Eukaryota; Metazoa; Arthropoda; Insecta; Diptera; Drosophilidae. The record is from RefSeq and is a predicted model, not a curated record.